Molecule: messenger RNA, 1569 nt
Organism: Pelecanus crispus (Dalmatian pelican)
Lineage: Eukaryota; Metazoa; Chordata; Aves; Pelecaniformes; Pelecanidae
Source: RefSeq, a predicted model, not a curated record
CUGCUCCGCAAGCGGCACCUCUUCACCGACGUGGUGCUGCGGGCGGGGAACCAGGCCUUCCACUGCCACCGGGCCGUGCUGGCCUCCUGCAGCCGCUACUUCGACGCCAUGUUCAGCGGGGGGCUGAAGGAGAGCAGGGACGCCGAAGUCAACUUCCACGACUCCCUCCACCCCGAGGUGCUGGAGCUGCUGCUGGACUACGCCUACUCGGCCCGGGUGCUGAUUAACGAGGAGAACGCGGAGUCCUUGCUGGAGGCCGGGGACAUGUUGCAGUUUCAGGAUAUCCGGGAUGCUUCGGCCGACUUCCUGGAGAAGAAUCUCUACCCCGGGAAUUGCUUGAACAUGCUGCUGCUGUCCGAUGCCCACUGCUGCGAGCGGCUGCUGCUGGUGGAGAGCGAAGAGCUGGAGGUAGAGGACGAGACGCUGGUCUACGAAGCUGUUAUAGGUUGGAUCCGGUACGAUUUGCCCCAGCGCCAUGAAGUUCUGCCGGAGCUGCUGCGCUCCGUCCGCCUGGCCCUUCUGCCCGAGUCCUACCUGCGGAAGCAAGUGGCCUGCGAGAAGCUGGUGACCAGCCACAAGCUGGGGGAGGAGAUCGUGGCCGACGCCGUACGAUGCAAAAUGAAGAUCCUGCAAAACGAUGGCCUUGUGACAGGGUGCUGUGCCCGACCCCGCAAGGUCAGCCAGGCCCUGCUGCUGCUCGGCGGCCAGACCUUCAUGUGCGACAAGAUUUACAUGCUGGAUCACAAAACCAGGGAGAUCAUUCCUCGUGCCGACAUCCCGAGCCCUCGUAAAGAGUGCAGUGCCUGCGCCAUCGGGUGCAAAGUGUACAUCACUGGCGGCAAAGGCUCCGAGAACGGCGCUUCCAAAGACGUCUGGGUUUACGACACCCUCCACGACGAGUGGGCGAAAGCGGCUCCCAUGCUGGUGGCGCGGUUUGGCCACGGCUCCGCCGAGCUGGACCACUGUCUGUACGUGGUGGGGGGCCACACAGCAGUGAGCGGUGCCUUCCCGGCCUCUCCCUCCGUCUCUCUCAAGCAAGUCGAACACUACGACCCGCAGCUGGACAAAUGGUCCUUGGUGGCCCCUCUCCGAGAAGGCGUAAGCAACGCCGCCGUGGUGGGAGCCAAGAUGAAGCUGUUUGUUUUCGGCGGCACCAGCGCCAACCAGGAGAAGCUGCCCAAGGUGCAGUGCUUCGACCCCUGCCAGAACCGCUGGACGGUGCCCGCCAGCUGCCCCCAGCCCUGGAGGUACACGGCCGCUGCCGUGGUGGGCAGCCACAUCAUCGUCAUCGGGGGGGACACGGAGUUCUCCGCCAGCUCCGCUUACCGCUUCCACAGCGACACCUACCAGUGGUCCAAAUUUGGGGACGUCACCGCCAAGCGCAUCAGCUGCCGCGCCGUUACGUCGGGUAACAGACUGUACGUGGUGGGGGGCUACUGCGGGGCUCAGCGCUGCAAAACGCUGGACUGUUACGACCCAUCAUCCGACACCUGGAGCAGCGUCACGACAGUGCCUUACUCCCUCAUCCCCACCGCCUUCGUCAGCACCUGGAAGUACCUGUCCGCCUGA